Molecule: messenger RNA, 1568 nt
Organism: Quercus robur (English oak)
Lineage: Eukaryota; Viridiplantae; Streptophyta; Magnoliopsida; Fagales; Fagaceae
Product: serine/threonine-protein kinase ATR-like
Exons: 3
Coding region: 499-1164 (221 amino acids)
Biological process (GO): DNA damage checkpoint signaling; protein phosphorylation; telomere maintenance
Cellular component (GO): nucleus
Molecular function (GO): protein serine/threonine kinase activity
Source: RefSeq, a predicted model, not a curated record
AAUAGUGCUACUUUCAUCUUAAAGGAGGAUUUGAACUAGUCUUAUCAAAAGUUUUUCAUAUUUGUAAUGAACUGUUUGAUUAUCUAUCUCUGAGGCUUGCCAGCCGUCCAAAAAUGGUCAAAGAAUUUGCAGAAGCUGUUUUUGGUGUUGAAACUGAAGAACUUGUGAGGAAAAUGAUUCCUUUGUUUUUCCAAAGCUUGUGGUGUCUCAGCAGGAUAAUGAUCAAGCAAUUGAAACCUUGCAUGAAUUGGCCAAGUAGUUAAAUACUGAUAUGGUGCCCUUGAUUGUUAAUUGGCUACCAAAAAUGCUUGCUUUUGCUCUCCAUCAAGCUGUUGGCCAGGGGUUACUUUCAGCUUUGCAAUUUUACCUUGCUCAUACUGGUUCUGACAAGCAAGAAAUUCUUGCAGCUGCAUUACCUGCACUCUUGGAUGAACUUGUUUGCCUCUGGAUGGGGGUGAUUCAGAUGAGAUAAGGAAAAGAUGAGCAAGAGUACCUCAGAUGAUUAAAGAGGUUGCCAGAGUUCUAACUGAUGGUGAAGAUCUACCAGGAUUUUUGAGAAAUCAUUUUGUUGGCCUCCUUAACGGUAUUGAUAGAAAAAUGCUCCAUGCUGAAGAUACUUCGCUGCAGCAACAAGCUUUAAAGCUUAUUGAGAUCCUUAUUAAAAUGAUGGGUUCUCACCUUAGUACUUAUGUGCCAAAACUAACGGUUCUUCUUAUGCAUGCUACUGAUAAAGAACCACAGCAAAGUGAAGGUCUCUCCAUCUUGCAUUUCUUCAUUGAGCAGCUAGCAAAAGUAUCACCAUCUAGCACGAAACAUGUAAUUUCUCAAGUUUUAGCUGCUCUUAUUCCUUUCUUAGAGAGAGAGAAAGAACAUCCUUCAAAUAAUUUGGAUAAAGUGGUGAAAAUUUUGAAAGAACUUGUUUUAAAAAACAAGGUUGUCCUAAAGGUGCAUAUUCGUGAGUUCCCUCCAUUGCCCAGUAUUCCAGCUCUGACAGAAGUUAACAAAGCUAUACAAGAAGCACGUGUCCCCUCAGUUGGAUGGCCCAAAGGAAAGACAAUUGUUUGGACUUUUCAGGGUGGUGGUGUGGGAAUUUUUGAUGUUGUUGGCAGACAUUUUCUUCAUAGGAAGCAUCAGGAUGCAGAGGGAGAGUCUAUUGAGUUUUAAUGGCGCUUGCAUCAUAGUCUCAGAAGUCCUGUGGACUAACUGUUUGGAAUUUUCUUGACAGCUGGGGUUUUUGUGUCUCAUGUCCUUGUUUUGACAUGUUUAGCUUUAUCAAUGGUCAAUAACUUUAGCCUUUGUCUUUGAUUAGCUCAUCAUUUCAUGACUUCGUACAACCGUGAAGAUCAAUGAAUUUAAUUAAUAUUCAGGCUGAACAAUGUAUACCUGUGUACUGGAGAGUUUUUACAAGGUCAAUCACUUGCCAAGUUGGUGGUAAUUGGUAAAUUGGUCUUGUUUUAUCAUUUGAAUAAAAUGUAAAAUAUUGAUUGGGGAGAUCAAUAUAACAUUGUCAUGAAAAUGCCACAUGGACCUGAAUGACAUUAUACUUGUAUGAUGGGGGCCUUUCAACA